Molecule: messenger RNA, 2181 nt
Organism: Trypanosoma brucei brucei TREU927
Lineage: Eukaryota; Euglenozoa; Kinetoplastea; Trypanosomatida; Trypanosomatidae
Exons: 1
Coding region: 1-2181 (726 amino acids)
Source: RefSeq, a predicted model, not a curated record
AUGCGAGGCCGAUUCUUGUCAUCGACUUUUCGGCUGGGAUUAUAUCGAACGAAGCAGCAUGUGCGUGCCGGUUCGAAGGGUCAAGAAGAUCAGUUCUCCUCUCGCGCAUCACAUAUCAUAAGCAGACGCGUUCGUGCUGUGGACUGGCUUUAUAUGGAUCCUGUUGAAAAGUGGACAAUACUCGUCGACCUUGGAAGGAGGGCUCCGAUGUUGCUUGAGGACGCCCUCUCUGGAGCCCCUCCAGGAGGGGAGCAAGGUGUCAAGGCAGAGAUGAAUCUAUUAGGAAGGUUGCUGUGUUAUUGCCCUUGUGUUUCCAGGAAUGGAAAGCGUGCGGCUGCAGCUGUGAGUGAGGAGCACCUUUGUGGUGUGUCUUCGCAGAAGCACAGAGGUUUGAUUGAUGGGCUACCUUACUGCGUCCGCCUGCAACUGUGUUUGUCGUUUCUUAUGUGGGUACGAUCACUCCGAGACGUACAGAACACACUUGCACACCUACGAAUGCCAUUUGCCACCACGCGUCGCUUUAAACGUGGAGUUGUUGCCGAUGUUUUCCCAACUUGUCUAUCGGAGAUGUGCGUUGAUCCCUUUACUACUGUAAGUCUGAUGAUGGACGAGUCCCUCAACAGCACCGCCGAGCAGGUGCCCGCCCCUCAUGCGUGGCGUCCUGACGGUUACUACGAGGACGAGGAGGAACGGAGAGCUUGGAGCUUCGCAUCGAGAUUAGGAAAGAGGAGGUCCUCCUGUAUUCCUAGCGGUGGUGGUACGGCCGACAGUGGUGUUGCUAGUGGUCAGUCACGUCGCCGGCGUUCGUGUGUGGGUCUCACCGGUCGGGAUAUGGUAAUGCUUCGCGAAAUACAGGGAAUGCGUCCAGUUCCCAGUGAUGAUGAUGUGCUGGCAGGCCGAUCGGGUCUACAUGUUGGCCGGCUGCGGUUGCAGGCCCCUCCUACAAACCUGGGACAGUCGUACACAAAUGGCCUGUCGGCUUCAUCAUAUGCGCUAAGCGACGCUCAGCGAGGUGCACUCCCUUCCCCGCUUGCGGUUGACAAUGAGGAGGAUGAAGUUUACCAUCAUAACAUUCAUCGUGGUGAGGGAUGUCCACUAGACGAAAGUGGUCAGUUGGAGUGCACGCCUAUUCACAUACCCGUUUCGCUUGCUGCGGACAGAGUCGUCAUCACGCGUCACUGUGCUAUGGCACACGCUGCUAUAUUGACAUCACUUUUUGUCGAGGGACGAACCGUACAGUUUACCACAAACCAUCCACUACUGCUAGAUUACGUGUCUUUCCUUUUUGCUGAGCUUGUUGAGGCUGGGUGGGUAAGUGCGGCGAUAUGUGAGGAAAGCCUGCGUCCAUAUGUGCCUUUGUGGGCGGUAGCGGAGAGCGUGCUGGUAUUGGUCCCACCGAAGGAUACCGAGGUAUGUCGUACCCAUGACGUCCGGGGCACGGCGGACAUGAUCGUUCAGUGCGCCCCAUGCUCCGUUCUUACCGAGGAUGUAGGACAAAUCUCUGGGAGCCGCUUUUACCGAGAUUUGAGAGAAGAGGUACAGAGGCUACAAGCCACUUUAAUUUCUCGAGGAAAUGAUGCGAGUUGGCGGGUGUCGUGGGUUCCGGUUUCGAAAUCAACAUCACUUUAUGCAACUCCUCAGAAAGUCGAUUGCGGUGAUGCGGGGGAGUUCCAGACUUCAGUGAACGAGGUACUCCGCCACUGUCACACAGUCACGUUUCUUUACACACCGCGCAACUGUAGGUUUACCCCUCGUGAGAUGGAGGGCUGGUGGUGGAACGGCCUCCCCAGAAGCGUGCUUGUGGUGGGUGUGAACAGUCACCCCUUGGACAUUGUUUACUUCUUUCCACAGGCACCAUUUUUACAUAAGAAGGUUGGUAACGCGUUCCGGUACCGUGCCGUACGGCGUGUGCUUUUAAGAAAGAACGUACACGGCGGGAGGGAGGGCAUUGUGCGCAACUGGCUAUACCGCAGUCUUUGGUGUCGUGGGUUGGCACGCACGGGCCUUCAGGGACAAUUGGCCGUGAAGGACAAGAUGCGUGUAUUGCCCGGCGGGGAUGUUACCAAAGGUGGUGAGCAUGCUGUAGACGCUCUGAAGUGGGAGCGUACGGUUGAUUACCUAGCCAACCCUGGAAAGAUGACGUGGAUGGCUCUCGUGGCUGCGAAGCUGCUUCAUAUUUAA